ACUGAUUAUUGUCUUUCUACAGCAGAAUGGCUUCCAGAAGGAAAGCCAGCAUUCUGGAGACAGACUCUGAGGACAUUUUCCUGAGUCCAAAGCGAAAGAAGAAGCCACCAGGCAACAGCAAAAAAGAUGAGGAUGAGCUUAAAGUCAACUCACUGUUUGGGGAGUUGGUGACCAAAGCCGGCUUUAUCCUGAAGAAGGGUGACGCACCGAACCUGCUGAACUGUGAUAUGGCUGUUUUUCGAUCAAACUUAGCCUACAGUUUGAAGACCCAUCCUUCCUGUCGUAUGCCUGAAAUUGCUAAGGAGUUUAUAAAAGGACUGGAGGAGGUUAUUGAGGAUCCAAUCAGGCUCAAGUGGUCCUUACUCUACACUCAGACUGUAAGGAACUGUGAAACUGCUCGAGGGCCUCAGCAGGAUUCUCUCAUUCGUUUGUGCCUCAACAUAGAUGAACUUCAGCCUUGUCUCAUCCAGCUGCUGACUGAGAAGCUUCUAGAGACUGCAAAUGAUGAUGAGGCAAGCACUGAUGCCAAUAUUCCCAUGUUGGUGUUAGCCAACCUGAGGUGGCUGGAUUAUAUAGUUGACAAUGAGACACUGACAACCAAAAUGAUAGAGAUGAUUGAAGGUUCUCCUGUGAAGGUGCAGAAGGAAGUUAUAACAUAUGUUCCUGACAUAGUGAAUGAUGCAGACCAUCCCAAACUGGCUGAUGUAUUAUGUGACCUUUAUAGCACAACCCCUGAGCUGACCCCUGCCAUCCUGGACACUCUUGGGAACUUGACCUUGCCUCCUGAGAGCCUGGCAGAGGUGCAUCACUCUGUCCUGAAGACCCUGCAUGCUGCCAGGCCUGAGCAGCUGCCAGUAGUGGUCAAGUUCUUGCUCACCAACACUCAGGUCUCCGUGGCAUACCAAGUUCUAAGUGACAUACGAAUGAAGAUCAACCUUCCUGGGGACUGCCGGCCCAGCAGAGGCUCCCCAAGGAAGGGCCUCAGCAGCAGCAGCAUUCCUUCCUCAUAUGUAGCCAAAGAUGACCCUGCCUAUGAGCUACUCCUUCUUGAUAAUAUUAAGAUGGCUGCACUCAUACACAAGUUCCUGACCUUGAAUUGGUUAAAAGUUAUCCAAGAUGUGUAUGAUGUGGCCAGUGUGAAGCCCAUUGACUUCUUGGUCCUGCUCAUUUUGCACAAUGCCAUCCCCUCUCACCGACAGAACAUUGAGAGCAUCAUGAAGAACAAGAUUCGGACAGGAAUUUUCACAGAUAGAGUCCUGGGAAAGAUAUUUGCUAAUCAUGUUGAUGCUCUGAAAGAAAAUUUUGGACCCCUGAAAAAAAUUUCCAGUAUGCUCAUGAGGUCUCCAAUCCUGCUCUUGAGACUGACUGGGGCUACUUUCUACAAACUGUCCUUCCUACACUUGGAUGGUCACUACAGGCAGGAGACAGUGCUUGGCCUCCUGCAGCACCGGGGAGAUAUAGCGGCAGUGAGGCACACCACACUCGGUCUUUUGUCCACUCUGGCUCAUGAGCACACUGAUAUUAUGUCCAAGUUCACCAUAUUCCUGAAGGGCUCCAUGGAGCUAGUGGAUAGGCUGAGCAUGAGAGAGGUGAAGAAGCUGGUUGAUGUGGUUACCUGCCUGUUGUUCAGCGACUCCACUCACGCUGCCAUGCAGGAUGAACUUAUGAUUCUUGUGAGGAAGCAGCUCUGUCACACACACUCAAAAUACAAGCAGAUUGGAGUUGUGACAGCUGCACUUAUUAUAAAAAAUAUGGUUAAGGAUGAUGAUCAGGAUGCCAGCAGCAGCACUGUAGAGAGUGAUAGUGCAAGGUCCAGGACACAUGGCUUGGCUCUAGAGGAAGCUGAAAACCUGUUGUCCCUUGUGAUGUCCUCCACAGCCACCUCACCAGUAGCCUCUGCUCUGUUCAUGGAUGAGCUGGCCUCCAUAUCCCUGAGGGAGAAAAUGAACAGUAAACUUGAGUUGCGGAUGCGUGACAUGAUGGCAGAUGAAUUUGAAAAUUUAUAUGUGACAGACCUAGAGCCGAAUGCUCCCCAGCCACAAGAACCAUUUCAGAUGGGUGCAUAUUGGAACCUGGAUGCUGACAGGGAAGGAGGCUGUAUUGCCCUCAACCUUGCCCCAUUAGUGGUCAAAGCAGAGGUCACAAGACUUGACCCAAAUGACAUAAAGACCAACCUCAUCUACCUUGCACCUCAGUUUCGACUGUUACGUAUGCUGGAGUGUCGCAUCCAUGACGGGGAACUCAAAAACAUUGAUGCCCUCUUGGGGUGCCCAGUGAUCUGUCCAGCUCCUGCGGUGUUUGAGAGCUUUGAUUCCAUGGUGGAGGCUCAGCAGCAUGCAGCACUGUCAUGCCUCUUUUAUGUUACCAACUGGUUUCGUGAGCUUCUGAACGCCUUUGUGACUCAGAAGGACCGUGAGUCAAAGAACAAAGUUUACCAGCGUCUGGAGAAAGUAAUAGAUACAGAAAACAUGAUUGCUGACUUCCUGCCAAAGUGUCCCAACUACAUGCCCCCAAUAGCAGUGUUUGACAUGGACUACUCAUCAGGGGCACCGACAGUCACCAUCACCAGCCUGAAGAAAGGAAAGAAGGGAAGGAAGCCAGGCUCCGGGAAGGGGAAAGGUCCUAAAAUCAAAGGGAAGAAAGCCAACACAGACACCACUCAGCUUGGGACACAGCUGUGCACCCAGCCCAUCAGCCAGGUGGCCCUCACUCAGACUAACAAAGAUUCCCCAGAGAAAAAGGCUGGGUCAGGCUCCGUGGUGAACAUGGCUUCCUUGCGCCCAUUCCUGCGGGAACUUCACUUUGAUGUCUUCAAUUUGUUGUUUAGAAAAUUGGCACUGAACACAGAUUUAAACACUGAGGGCCAUAUAAGUCUUCCUGCGACUGAGUUUCUGUUGACUGACCUGAACUGCAAAUUGGAGCAUGUAUUUGGAACCAGCAACAAGAGAGCCUCUGCCCUGGGAAACCCCCAGGAGAAGAGUAUUGGUCACUCCCAUUUGGAUCUGUUCACUCCUGCUGAAGUCUUUGAACACACAAUACACAUUGUUAAACCAGUGUGUGUUCACCUGGAAAAAAUCAGUACAUUCUUCCAUACCAUGAUAGCUGACAAUGAUGGCAUACUGGACGCUCCCAACAUGUUCACCAAGUACACCAACCCAGUGAUGAAGGUCAACCAGCUACUCUUCACAACCCUCUGCAGUCUCUUCUCCUGGCAGGGCUUGCAGCAGGAAGCCCACAAAGAGGUUCUAACAUUAAUCCUUCAUGUUAUUGCAAAAAGGAUGGAAGGAGAUGCUGUAAAAUCAAUGGAGCAAGAGGAACUUAUCUCCACUGCCUUCAAGUACUUUUCUAACUUUCAAGCCACAGUUGUGGACAUGGGGACAGCUGCAGCAUUGGUGCAGACUCUGGUGGCCAUCAUUGCUCUCCCACAGCAUGAAGAUUUCUCAGACAAAAUGAUUAAGGUUAUUGAAGAGCUCUUGAAGAGGGAGUGGUACACAACAGGAGGAGAGCGCGACAAGGGGACAGUUUUCCAACAGCAUCUUUAUGUCCUGCUGGAGGUGUAUUUGAAGCAGAGCAAGGAACCGUUAAAACAGCUAGAAAUCCUCUGCUGUGAAGGACUUAACGAAUUCUCAACAGACAGCAGUAAAGAGCGUCACUCCGACAGCUUCCCCACACUCAACAAAAAUUCCUUAAUGGUGUAUUACAAGGUCAUCAUGUCCUUCUUGGUCAGUGGAACGACAAAGUCACUCUCCCAUAUAAGUACCACAUCAUCAGAUGACAAUAAAAAGCGUUUGUCUGUCUGGAAAGCAUCCCUCAAGGUCUUGCACACACUAGUCACAAUACUGAAGGAUUAUUACAACAGACAAAUGUUGACCACUUGUUUGAAGUUUGCUUCUUCUUUCCUGGAACUUUUCCUGCGCAGUGCUAUGCCUUUGAUGGACACUUGCCUUCGUCAGCACAAUCAAGAUGUCGUGAUGCUGCUGAAGGAUCUCCAAACUUCAACCAGAUUCCUGCAGCAUUUGUGCACUCAUUCCAAGGUUAAACAAGACACAACCAUGACCAGGUUCGUCCCGCGCCUGAGGAAAUCUUUGGAGACCCUGGUGUACAGGGUUAAAGCCAUGCUGGCUCUCAACAAGUGCCAUAAUGCCUUCUGGAUGGGAGUCCUAAAGAACAGAGACAUACAUGGUGAAGAAAUAUUGUCCCAGUCAACUAAUGCUGAUGCUGAUGAGGAGAGCAAUGAAGAAGAGGAGGAAGAAGACAGGGAGUCUGAUGUGGAACUUGGUGAUGAAGACCAGUCAUCAAAUAUUGGAGAGGACGACAAAGCUACUGACUAUAGUAAUAGUUUCUAAAGGUCUUGGAAUGAAUAUCUGUGUACAACUUAAGUAAUCAAUUUGAAAUGUUAAUCUUUGAAAGGAAAACAAAUUGAGAACUUUCCAAAUUACAGAUAAAGAAGCGCUUAAUUUUUCUAAUUAAUUAUGGACAAUGUAAUGUGCCUCAACUCACUACAGUGUGAAACACUGAUACAAAUCUUUUAAGUUAAAGAAUCAACAUUAAAAAUGGCUUAAAAAGAGUCGCCUUAUAUUUAACUAACUACUGUAAUGGGGAGAAUAAGCUCAGGGGCAUGUCGCUUCACUCACUUGCCGCCUCUGCUCUUGACGAUCCUCCUGAGCAUGCUCUCACGCAACUGCCUUGUCCAUCUUACGUCCUUCCUGGCAGAGUUGAUCAACUUGCCCCACCCGUGAGUUAAGUGGGCAUCCCCUUUGUCUCUUCCACUCAGGGUUAUCUUAUACAAAAACAACCAUAUGAGCAGGAGUUACGUCCGGGAGGCAUGCCACUUGCCUGUAUAGCUGGACUUUGCAUUCAUGAAAUAGGCUGGUAACAGGCCUUGAUUCAGUUUCAUCAUGUAGGCGCUGGUUUGACAAUGCCAACUCUGGCCAAAUGGGCAUGUGGCACACCCCAGAUGUUGGUCCUGCUCACAGGGUUGUUUUUGUACGAGACAACUGUGAGUGGAGGAGACCAUGGGGAUGCCCACGUAACUCAUGGCUGGGGCAAAUCGAUCAAUCCUGCCCAGAAGAACUUGAGAUGGAUAUGGCAGCUAUGUGGGUGCUUGCUUGGAAGGACUGUUGGGAGCAUAGGCAGUGGAUGAGGCAAGGCACCCUGGGUGUAUGCUCCCCAUUGGUUAGUUUUUGUUGGAAUAUUUCUUACAAGCCUGUUAAAUGAAUCAGGAAGGUAACCUAAAUGAAAUGUAAUAGUGGUUACCAAAGAAUUUGGUGUAAUGACCAGAAGUUGAAAUGCCCUCCACAAUACUGGUAAUAAUAAUGACUGUGGUGCCAUAAAAGGGGAACUACUUUAACUUUUGGGGUGAUAUCUUUACCAAGGUAUUAUCUGCUGUUUUGUAUUUUAUAAUUCAGAUGAAAAUACAAGAGAUUUGUUGUUUUCCUAGAGUUCUUACUCUUUAAAGUUCAGUGAUGCAAUAAUUAGCAGGAGUUAUCAAAUACUUUCAACAGUUUUGCUUAUUGUAACUUGUCAAUUUUCUCAUGAUUGGGUGCAUAAUCUUACCAUCGUUCUGUAAACAUGAUUUUUUAUUAGUAACUGUUAAGGACAAUAUAUAUUUGUCAUCAUGAUUGCGAGACCUUAAUGGAAAGAAAUUCAAAUAUAUUUAUACAUUUAUACUACUUAAAUAAAAAAAUUCUACUUAG
Molecule: messenger RNA, 5696 nt
Organism: Eriocheir sinensis (Chinese mitten crab)
Lineage: Eukaryota; Metazoa; Arthropoda; Malacostraca; Decapoda; Varunidae
Gene: Fancd2
Product: Fanconi anemia group D2 protein-like
Exons: 27
Coding region: 27-4346 (1439 amino acids)
Biological process (GO): double-strand break repair involved in meiotic recombination; homologous chromosome pairing at meiosis; mitotic intra-S DNA damage checkpoint signaling
Cellular component (GO): nucleus; condensed chromosome
Molecular function (GO): DNA polymerase binding
Source: RefSeq, a predicted model, not a curated record